Messenger RNA from Capsaspora owczarzaki ATCC 30864, 2025 nucleotides. Its product is annotated as tyrosine-protein kinase transforming protein ros. The coding region runs from base 1 to 2025 and encodes 674 amino acids. The transcript has 8 exons. Gene Ontology annotation, biological process: positive regulation of kinase activity; multicellular organism development; protein phosphorylation. Gene Ontology annotation, molecular function: ATP binding; transmembrane receptor protein tyrosine kinase activity. Lineage: Eukaryota; Filasterea; Ministeriida; Capsasporidae. Gene Ontology annotation, cellular component: signaling receptor complex. The record is from RefSeq and is a predicted model, not a curated record.
AUGGCGAUGAUGGCGAGGACUGAGGCAGACGCCGCAAAGACUGGCGCAACGGCAAUGACCAGCAACUCUGGCGAACGAGCAGUCCGACGAGUCCAGUUCCCAGCGACCUCAUCGUGCGCCGUCUUCAUCCUCGUCGCUGUGCUGACGAUCGCCGACUCGGCCUUCGCAGGCACCUGGAAUUCAACCGCCUGCAAGUACACCACCACUGCUGGUUCGUCCUUCACCGUCUCCAAAUUCCGCCGCUCGCAGCCUUGGUCGAUUCCCGGGGUGAGCUCGACUGGUGGCCCUGACGGCUACAACUACCUCUAUAACUUCUGCCCUGGGCUCGGCAAAAACAUUGGCUCCUGUGUUGCCACCGAUCUUGUCUGCCAGCAGUCUACUACUGGUGGCUCCACCUAUGUUAUCGGCACCAACUUCAUGAGCACAACCGAUGGCCACAACACCAACACUGUCGAGUUCAAGUCCACUGACGCUUCUCCCCGAUGCACUCGUGUUAUUUUCAACUGUGACCCCAAUACCAAGGGCGAGCCUGUGACCGCUGCCACCGAGCAAAAGCCUGCUGAUCUUGGCUGUCUUGCAACCUACACGAUGGCGUUCACCCACGCUUGCUUCUGCCCCGGGUCGACCUGCGACUACAACCCAGAUCGCGCCGACUCGAUCGCCUCAGUCACUUCAGUAGCCGCGGUCGCAUCGAUGCAAUCUGCCUCGGCUGCCUCCUUUGCCUCAAUUGCCUCAACCAGAUCUGCAUCAGUCGCUUCAAUUGUCUCAAUCACUUCGGCGCUCUCGGCUUCUGUUGCAUCGACCGCAUCGGCAUCUGCUGCGUCCGUUGCAUCUUCCAUUGCACAACUCAGCGGCGGCACGCAAGAUUCGUCUCCAACAGCUGCCAUCGCUGCUGCUGUUGUGAGUGUUACUGUCAUUGCGCUACUUGCACUGAUAUUCAUCGUGAUGCGACGUCGUCGAUCGCAACGUUCGGUUAUGCGACCAAAGGACUCUGCCGGUCCCAUCCACCAGGAGGCUGUUGAAAUGUCAGUCUCCCCGCAUACCGAAUCCACUCCACCUCACAACGACGCCGGUUCAGCGUCUGCCAUGGCCGGCCAAAAGCAGCCAAAACCAAAGAACUCUGCCGGUCCCAUCUAUCAGGAGGCGGAUGAAGUGAUCGUCUCUUAUCGGAACCAUUCGACUGGAUCUCACAACGAGGAUGACGGCUCAGCUUCCGCUGGGGUCGGUCAAAAGCAGCCGCAGUCUUCGCACCAAGCGAUUUCCAUGCCCUCUUCAGUGGUGGUCUACGACGAUAUCGGCGUGUAUGUUGCCGGCAGCAAUUCUCGUCGCGUUCGUGAAGGCUUGGCCGUUUUGAAGCGCCUUGCCAGUGGUAACUUUGGCGACGUCUCACUGGGUCAGGUGCUGUUUACCGCUCUGCCCCCACGAGCCCAAACCUUGCUCGGACCUACAGCGUCUCCAACCGUGCUGGUUGCAGUCAAGUCUCUGAAGUCUGAUGCGGACGAGAAAUCCCGCAAGGACUUUGAAGGCGAGGCGAAGUUGAUGGCCCCGUUCGUGCAUCCGAAUGUCGUGCGCCUACUUGCGGCUCUUUUCGAAUCCGAGCCCCAUCUCGUUCUGCUUGAGUUUGUGCAAUAUGGCGAUUUGCGCACUCUCCUACAAAAGUCCCAGGCCCAAUCGCUUUGGUGGACGCACAGCGAGCAGGUGCAUGCCAUUCGCCAGAUUGCACUCGGCAUGGAGUAUCUGGGCACGCUGCACUUUGUGCACCGAGAUCUUGCCGCGCGCAACUGCCUUGUGGGGCAAGGAAUGGUGGUCAAGAUUGCCGACUUUGGACUUUCUCGCGAGCUGGCCGACGAGCACGAUUACUAUCGCAUGCAAACACGAGGCAAACUUCCUUUGAAGUGGAUGGCGCCGGAGACAAUGACUUUCCGAAAGUUCUCGUCCAUGUCUGAUGUGUGGUCGUUUGGUGUGACGGCAUGGGAAUGCUGCAGUUACGGCGCAGUGCCGUACGGCAAAAUGGAUGGCCCGUGA